UUUGCAUUUUGCAUCAUGGCUUCACAACUGAUUUUUGGUGGAGCUUAAACAAAGAUCUUGGUGAAUCCCGAUUUUUGAUUAACUCUAUAUUAAUUUAUACUGAUUGUUUAAUUAUCAAUCUUUAGUACAGAAAAAUGUCCAAUUAACGGUGCUGAUUAAAUGACACCGCCAACAACUUGAUCAGUUCGUACACUGAAAGUUGUACACAACACUUUUGAUCAUUCAUUAUGAAGCCUGGUGCAAACCUCAAAUUACCAGACAAAAUGAUUGAUGUUACAGAGGGUUGUUUAGUCCCUGUAAGGAUGAAAUUCACCAAUGAGUGGCAUAUGGGUGAAGUGAUAAGUAUUAAAAACAGUGAGAAUGGAGACAACCUUUAUUAUGUGCAUUUUAUAGACUUCAACAAGCGUUUGGACGAAUGGGUAACCAAGGAUCGUAUGAAUUUGGAAAAGAUACAUCUACCUACGAGAGAGGAAGCCGCGCUAAAAUUACAAGAGAUGCCAAUUUCACCAGAUGAUAGGAUAACUACUACAGAAGUAGAGGAAGUUCAGAGGAAUAAUAAUAGCUUGAACAAUACUCUGAACAAUACUCUGAACAAUAAUCUAAACAAUAAUCUAAACAACAACCUUAACAUCACCAUAAGCAACAACUUAAGCAACAAUCUAAACAACAAUCUUAACAACAAUCUUAACAAUAGUAUAAACAAUAGUAUAAACAAUAGCAUAAACAAUAGUAUAAAUUGUCCACCAAUUAGUCCGGUUAAUAAAUUUGUUUUAGGACCUAAAAAAGGACGUGGUCGUAAACGGAAACUUCCAUCCUUCACAUCACAAUCAGAAAAUCCUGACCAUUCACCUAAUCUUUGGGCUGGCGGGAGUGGGGCUGUUGUAGCACCACGAACCAAUGGCAGCCUAUCAUCACAUAAUCCUGAUGACAUUCUCACUCGAAUACGUAAUAUAGAUUUGAUUGAGAUUGGUCAACAUCGAAUUAAACCCUGGUAUUUUUCUCCCUAUCCUCAACGUUUAACAUCAUUACCAUGUAUUUAUUUGUGUGAAUAUUGUUUAAAGUAUGUAAAGUCAAGAACUUGCUUGAUAAGACAUUUUACAAAGUGUAAACUACGACAUCCUCCUGGGAAUGAAAUCUAUCGUAAAGGAACCAUUUCUUUUUUCGAAAUUGAUGGUCGAAGUAAUAGGAUAUAUGCUCAAAAUUUGUGUCUACUUGCCAAAUGUUUCCUAGAUCACAAAACAUUGUACUACGAUACUGAUCCUUUUCUAUUUUACAUCAUGACUGAGACUGAUGACAGAGGAUGUCACAUAGUCGGAUAUUUUUCGAAAGAAAAAGUAUCCUCGGAGGAUUACAAUGUUGCUUGUAUAUUAACGCUUCCACCUUAUCAACGUAAAGGUUAUGGUAAAAUAAUGAUUGAAUUCAGCUAUGAAUUGUCCAAAUUUGAAGGUAAAACGGGCAGUCCAGAGAAACCGCUUAGUGAUCUUGGAUUAUUAUCUUAUCGAAGCUAUUGGGCCGAAACCAUCUUGGAAUUAAUAAUCAACUUAAAAACACCUGAAGGAUCAAUUCGACCUCAAAUUAGUAUAAACGAAAUCUCUGAGAUGACAAGUAUUAAAAAGGAGGAUGUGAUAUCAACCCUUCAAUUUCUCAAUAUGAUAAAUUAUUAUAAAGGGGAAUACAUUAUUACAUUAAGUAAAGAAGUCAUUGCCAGUUUUGAAAGAAUAUCGAAAAAGCGUCGAUUGAGAAUUGAUCCUGGUUGUUUACAUUGGACUCCUAGGGAUUGGACAAAAAGAGGAAAAUGGUGAUAGAUGGGUUUGCUGAUUCAUUUCAGCCUGGUAUUACCCGAAUAGAAGUACAUUUUAUCCAUUAUACUGGAUUUUUUUUGUCAAUUGUGGAUAUUCAUUAGACAAAAAAUUUGUGAUAAAAUAUUUAAAUUUGAUCGACUCAUGGAAUGAAAAGACUAAUAUUGCAAGCGCAUAUUAAGACAAACUAACCUAAAAGUCGACUCAAGCACCAAAAAACAACAUUCACUGUGUUUUUUUUCUUUGUAAAUUAUGUUUCACUUUAGAAAAACUCAUGUCAUUAAACUGAUGUUAAAACUCAGUUGCCAACCUCAGUUGCUUUUCAUAAGUAACAUGUAUCUCAAGUUUAGAUAAACUGUUCUUGACUACUCA
This is a messenger RNA of Tetranychus urticae (two-spotted spider mite), 2171 nucleotides long. RefSeq names its product Histone acetyltransferase Tip60 (gene Tip60). Gene Ontology annotation, cellular component: NuA4 histone acetyltransferase complex. Gene Ontology annotation, molecular function: histone H4K16 acetyltransferase activity. The record is from RefSeq and is a predicted model, not a curated record. Gene Ontology annotation, biological process: double-strand break repair via homologous recombination; regulation of DNA-templated transcription. Lineage: Eukaryota; Metazoa; Arthropoda; Arachnida; Trombidiformes; Tetranychidae.